Cannabis sativa is the source of this 753-nucleotide messenger RNA. RefSeq lists its product as uncharacterized. NCBI's taxonomy places the organism in Eukaryota, Viridiplantae, Streptophyta, Magnoliopsida, Rosales, Cannabaceae. The record is from RefSeq and is a predicted model, not a curated record. The coding region runs from base 1 to 753 and encodes 250 amino acids. Gene Ontology annotation, molecular function: nucleic acid binding; RNA-DNA hybrid ribonuclease activity. The transcript is spliced from 2 exons.
AUGAUACAUGAAAGCAUAAAGGUGUAUGUUGAUGAUAUUGUUGUCAAGUCCAAAAACAAAUUUGAUCACAUUUGCAACCUCGAGAAAGCAUUCCAAAGAAGUAGAAGGUAUAAGCUUAAAAUGAAUCCUCUUAAAUGUACCUUUAGUGUAAGCGUUGGGAAAUUUUUGGGAUUUUUUGUACACAAAAAUGGUAUAAGCAUAGACAAAGACAAGACUAGGGCUAUACUAGCCAUGAAGGUACUGAAAUCAGCCAAAAAAUUGAAAAGCUUUCUCAGAAAAGUUUCAUAUCUACAAUGUUUUAUACCAGCUUUGGCAGAACUCAUAGACCCGCUUCAAUCAUUGAUGAGAAAAGGGCAUAAAACUCAACAACCUGAAGCCAUGCUUUGCGAUGAAGAAACACAAGAAAGAUGGACAAUAACAUUUGAUGGGUCAUCAACCGCUAAAGGGGGAGGUGCAAGAAUAGUGUUGACCAAUUCGAAAGGUAAAAAUCAUAUGCAGGCUUAUAAAUUAUUAUUUGAUUGUACUAAUAAUGAAGUUGAGUAUGAAGCACUUAUUUUGGGAAUGACGGUCGCACUAAGCAUGGAAGUUAGCAAAGUUACGAUUAGAGGGGACUCCAAACUUGUUAUUCAACAAGUCAAAGGGGAAUUUGCUGUGAAGGAACCAUCAUUAGCAAUAUAUCGAGCAAUGGUCCAAGAACUAGCGAAGAAUUUUAGGGAGUGUCACUUUGAGCACAUGCCUCGAACACAAAAAUAG